AUGUUCCACUCCAUGUCUCGUUGUGUUUCCUUCUGCAGCAUAUACAGCAGUGAUGAUGAUGAAGAAGAUGUUGAGRUGUAUGAUCAUGAUUAUGAUGGUCUGCUCCCUAAAGCUGGAAAACGCCAUUUGGGAAAAACCAGGUGGACCCGUGAAGAGGAUGAGAAGCUGAAGAAGCUUGUGGAGCAGAAUGGCACCGAAGACUGGAAAGUCAUUGCCAAUUUUCUUCCUAAUCGGACAGAUGUUCAGUGCCAGCACCGAUGGCAGAAGGUAUUAAACCCAGAACUUAUCAAAGGCCCAUGGACUAAAGAGGAGGAUCAAAGGGUAAUAGAACUCGUGCAGAAAUACGGUCCAAAGCGCUGGUCUGUCAUUGCUAAGCAUUUGAAGGGAAGGAUUGGAAAACAGUGCAGGGAGAGGUGGCACAACCAUUUGAAUCCAGAAGUGAAGAAAACCUCCUGGACAGAAGAGGAAGAUAGAAUUAUUUACCAGGCACACAAGAGACUGGGAAACAGAUGGGCAGAAAUUGCAAAGUUGCUGCCUGGACGAACCGAUAACGCCAUCAAGAACCACUGGAAUUCUACCAUGCGCCGCAAGGUCGAGCAGGAGGGGUAUCUGCAGGAGUCCUCCAAAGGCAGCCUGGCGUCRGCGGCCGUCGGCUACCAGAAGAGCGCUCACUUGAUGGGCUUUGCCCACGGAGCACCUUCUGCCCAGCUCCCAGUAGCUGGCCAGCCCCCGCUGGGCAAUGACUAUUCCUAUUACCACCUUCCGGAGCCACAAAAUGUCCCUGGUCAGAUCCCGUAUCCGGUAGCACUGCAUGUAAAUAUUCUCAAUGUUCCUCAGCCAGCUGCUGCAGCUAUUCAGAGACACUAUAAUGAUGAAGACCCUGAGAAAGAAAAACGAAUAAAGGAAUUAGAGUUGCUACUAAUGUCGACUGAGAAUGAACUGAAAGGGCAGCAGGCAUUACCAACACAGAACCACACAUCAAACUACACAGGCUGGCACAGCACCGCAAUCGCUGACGGUGCCAGGACGAGUGGUGACAGUGCGCCUGUUUCCUGUUUGGGGGAACAUCACCACUGCACUCCCUCCCCACCGGUGGACCAUGGUUGCUUACCUGAGGAAAGUGCAUCCCCCGCGAGGUGCAUGAUUGUCCACCAGAGCAACAUCCUGGACAAUGUUAAGAAUCUCUUAGAAUUUGCAGAAACACUCCAGUUAAUAGACUCCUUUUUAAACACCUCCACCAAUCAUGAAAACCUGAGCCUAGACAACCCCGCUUUAACUUCCACUCCAGUGUGUGGCCAUAAGAUGGCUGUUACAACACCAUUCCACCGGGACCAGCCUUUCCGGACACAGAAGGAAAAUCAUCAUUUUUUCAGAACUCCGGCAAUCAAGAGGUCGAUAUUAGAGAGCUCUCCAAGAACACCCACUCCAUUCAAAAACGCACUUGCAGCUCAGGAAAUCAAAUAUGGUCCUUUGAAAAUGCUGCCUCAAACUCCGACUCAUCUUGUAGAAGAUCUGCAGGAUGUUAUCAAGCAGGAAUCUGAAGAGACUGCAAUCAUGGCUGGGCUACAUGAAAGUGGACCCCCUUUGCUGAAGAAAAUCAAACAAGAGGUGGAGUCUCCAACAGAUAAAGCUGGACUUUUUUUUUGCUCAAACCACUGGGAAGGAGAACACCUGAACACUCAGCUCUUUACACAUGCAUCUACUAUGCAAGAUGUGCCAAAUCUCCUUACCAGCUCCAUUUUAAAGAUGCCAGUGUCAGAAGAGGACAGUGGUUAUCACAGGCCGUUUGCGGUCCCUAGGAACAGGCCACUACCUAACCCGCUGCAGCACUUGAACAACACUUGGGAGUCUGCGUCCUGUGGAAAGAUAGAGGAUCARAUGGCCCUCACUGAUCAGGCACGCAAGUACAUGACCGCGUUCCCAACCCGGACUCUGGUGAUGUAAACGGGUCUACGGAGAAGCAUUAUGGAUUUCAGAACACUUCACCUUCCCUGGGAAAUUACUGUUCCUCUGCAUGAAGACUUUUCAUGAAUGGGAGAAGAGCCUAUCUUUGUUGU
This is a messenger RNA of Nothoprocta perdicaria, 2057 nucleotides long. RefSeq names its product MYB proto-oncogene, transcription factor (gene MYB). Gene Ontology annotation, biological process: regulation of DNA-templated transcription. NCBI's taxonomy places the organism in Eukaryota, Metazoa, Chordata, Aves, Tinamiformes, Tinamidae. Gene Ontology annotation, molecular function: DNA-binding transcription factor activity, RNA polymerase II-specific; RNA polymerase II cis-regulatory region sequence-specific DNA binding. Gene Ontology annotation, cellular component: nucleus. The transcript is spliced from 14 exons. The record is from RefSeq and is a predicted model, not a curated record. The coding region runs from base 1 to 1944 and encodes 647 amino acids.